UUCGGACGUUCGUCGAGUUGUACGUGCUCGGUUUGUUGAACUGCACAACCGCUGAACCGCUGAACUGCUGAACUGUGGCACCGUGUAGCGCACUCGGAAAUCGAAAAUCGGUACACAAAUCGGUCGAGUUCGCGGCUAAUGCAGGAAUCAAAACACUAAAACCGGCAACGUCAUGUAGUUCGUUGUGGUGCGUGUUGCCGACGAUAAAGCGCGAGAACAAGUAUCCCAGAGAUACCAAUAAUAAAUGUACACAUAUUUAUAAUAUAUAUCGAGCGAAUUUCACUCACGGUAGUCAUGGACAGUCGAAGUUAUAGAAUGCAAAACAUUUGUGGAAUUCUAAACAAUUUCCAUUGAGAACUGAUCCUUCUUCUACUUUUUAUUUUCAACGAGAUAAUCAUUUUAAAGUUGCAAGUGUGUGGGCUAGAGUGUGUGUGGGUGGUGUGCGGUAGGGAAAACACUAUUGCGAAAAUUCAGCUAUACUGGCCACCGAAUGGAUAAUGGGUAUUUGUUUAGACACAGAUGCCAGCGCGGCACAAGAUACCGGCGAACCAGGCAACGAUUGGAAUCUUACACGGAAUCGAAAUGGCCAAAAUGCUGGCGAUUUGGAGGCCGCUGCGGCGGCAGGACGAUUGGGUUCUACCAAUGUCGGCGCUAUCGAUAUGCAAAAUGCUGGAAAAAUCAAAUUCGAUCCGCCCAAAGUGCCAGUGAUAUUUGUUUUAGGCGGCCCCGGUAGUGGCAAGGUCACCCAUUGCGAUACCUUCAUGCAGGAGCGACGCGGUGUAACGCACAUCAAUAUGAUGGAUCUCCUCCAGCAAUAUGCAAUGGGCAAUGACAUGCAAGACUUUUCACAACUGUCGUCGAAAACAGUCACUGAGGUGCUGAUGUUGGAAAUGAAAAUGGCUCCAGCUGCCAAAGCAUACCUGAUAUCGGGAUAUCCACGCUCCAUGCGCGACGUUGUCGAGUAUUCUGAAAAGAUUCAAGUCGUGAAUGGCGUGAUUCUUAUAUCCUGGCGCCAAUCGGUUCUACAAAAGCAAAUCGAUUAUGGGGCCAAAUUAGGUCAUGUAGUACUCUCCUUAGCCAAAAUGGAAUUAGAAAAUUUCUUUAAAAAUGUGAUGCCAGUCGCCGAUUAUUUCGAUCAGAGCGACAUGUUGUUGGCCGUAAAUGGCGAACGUGCGCCCACAGAGGUAUACAAAGACUUUCGCACCGCCGUCCUCGAUAUACUGAGCACCCUCGAGAACCAAGAGGCCGUUAUGAAUGGAGUUACAGAAGACAACGACGUUACCAAUGCCUCGGAAACUGCGGGAACAGUUUUGGCCAGAGAUUUGGCGAUCGAACGGAUGGAUGGUGGGCCAAAUGGAGCCGUGACAGCUCUGAAAACGGGCACCACCAGUGCGGACGAUGACAGCGGUGUUGUGGUCACUCAGCAGCCAAAGUUGCGCCAGGCUGCUGGACCAGACGAAUCCGGAUCGGAUUUGCCACCUAUUAUAUGGGUGAUCGGCGGUCCGGGCAGCAACAAGGCCACACUCUGCCUCAAGGCUGUGGGACUAAAUCCUGGCUGGGCUCACAUCAGUGUCGGUCGUCUUUUGCGCAAUAUCACGGACUCUGCACCACGUGCCAAUACGGAAAGCUUCGCCGUCAAGGAAGCCUUGGCCGCUGGGGAUAUGGCCCCAGAAAAGUCGCUGAAUCAGCUGCUGGAAACCAAUCUGCGCCAGUUACGGGAUAGAACUGGAAUUAUCGUAGAUGGUUAUCCCAGAAACCUGCAGCAAGUCAAGUACUUUGAGAACAAGUAUAAACAACGACCGCCUAUUAUCCUGCUGGAUUGCUCAAAACUUCAGUUGGGCCGAGGACGUAUAGAUGAUACGGUUUCCUCCUUUCGCCGUCGCUUGGAACUCUUUCGUGAGCAAACUCUGCCCAUGCUCAAGAUUCUGGAUACCAGUAAUCGUUUGCAGAUUGUUGAUGGAGACACGGAUAGUCCAUCAGUGCAGCGCGAAUUCGAGCGUCUCAUCCGGAAUCACAUCCAGCGUUUGUUGAACAAAACCGAUGAUAUAGACGACUCAGCCAACUUGGGUAAUCAAAUGAUGCGGAACGAGCAAACGGAUGCCAUUCUACACGAUCUGGAGACCAAUGUGCCAGGCGCCGUGCCCACAAUUAGUCACCACGUGAGCAUGAUGAACGGUCAUCUGAAAAAUCGCGGAAGCGCCGUGGGGAGUGGAAAACCCCACGGUCAGAUGAUGAACGGACAUGUUCCCGGCAGACCCGGAACCGGACCCGUUGGCCAACCUGCACCCGUCGAUUUCCGGCACAUGCUGGAGGAGGCCGAGCGAUAUCCGGUCGACUCAUAUAUGUAGAUGUAGGCUUAAAGGAAUCCGUAGUGCAGACGGAUAUUCAAGUUUUAUAUAGUUUUCUAAUCAACCUAUACUAAGCGUACUGUUAAUGCUGAUUUGUUGAAUUAUCGAUAGUAGUUCGGGGGACCAAUGCGUAAGUUAGUCCGUCUAGAUUAAGAGUUAGAAGAAUUCAAUUCAAUACUUUAUUUCACUAGACGAGUACCGAUUUAGAAUAAGAGUGCGUUAGGGGUAGACUUUAGAAUGUACGAUUUUAAUAAAAUCACAAGAGUUGAAAGUUGCUCAAG
Molecule: messenger RNA, 2629 nt
Organism: Drosophila melanogaster (fruit fly)
Lineage: Eukaryota; Metazoa; Arthropoda; Insecta; Diptera; Drosophilidae
Exons: 9
Coding region: 498-2348 (616 amino acids)
Molecular function (GO): ATP binding; nucleobase-containing compound kinase activity
Source: RefSeq, marked reviewed